Molecule: messenger RNA, 612 nt
Organism: Penicillium riverlandense
Lineage: Eukaryota; Fungi; Ascomycota; Eurotiomycetes; Eurotiales; Aspergillaceae
Product: EMI1 family protein
Exons: 1
Coding region: 1-612 (203 amino acids)
Source: RefSeq, a predicted model, not a curated record
AUGGGCUGGUGGUGGCGAUCAAGUCCCCAGCAGGACAAUGCUCCUGCUGCUCCCCCUGCGCCUCCCCAGGCUCCUGCGAAGAAAUUGACCCCCGACGAACAAGCCGAACUGGAAUUCAGUCAGAUCCUGGCCGACCUCCGACAAGAAGACGCGGCAUUGUCCAAGUCCAAGUCACCACAACCACCAUCCACAGGACCAGAUGAUGGCUCCAAUACUGGCGCAACCACCGCCCGCCUCCAAUCACCCACCUCGUCCAUUGCCCCCGAAUCCCUUUACUCCGACACCAUGUCCUGUCGCGACGCCUUCGACUACGCUUUCUUCUGCCAGUCCUUCGGCGGCCAGUUCGUUAAUGUCUAUCGGUACGGCGAAUUACGGUCAUGCAGCGAGCACUGGGAUAAUUUCUGGAUGUGCAUGAGAACCCGACAAUGGCCCGAUGACCAGAAGAAGGCUGCCAUCCGAGACCACAACCGGAAAAAGGCCAUCAAAUACAAGACCGGUCCCAGCAGUGAAGAUGUCUGGGAUGUGCGGCAGGAGCCAGCGCCAAAACCAUUUCAGGGAGACUACAUAGCGCUAGAGCGGGAGAUGAAAGCGGAAGAAGAGGCAAAACAAUAG